CAGACACACAAUGAUAGUAUCAGCCAAUCAAAUAGGUGUAUUUUAUUAUCAAGUCCGUCAGCCAUCAAAAAAUUUAUUUAGUAAGGAGUCAUGUAGGGCAGAAAUAUUCAGUUAAAACCAUAUUAUUUGAAGAUGAAAUUAGAAAAUUUAAACUGCGAAAUACAUAUUUAUUUCUAUUUAAUGUUUACUUUUCAAAGUGAUUUGUUCGCAUUAAAUUUGUAAUCCUUCUUUUCCGAAAAUUAUAAACACAACUUCGCCUAGUAAAAUCAUUAAGAUGGCCUCUUGUUUAGUUGCAAAAUUUCCAGCUGUAAGAAAUAAAGUCCUAAAAAGUUACAAUGUUUUCCGACGUCGUAAAUGGAAUAAUGCUUCAUUAGAUAUGAUUCAAGUUGACAUUGGAGGAGAGCCAAUUAGAUUUUCAAUUGGUAAGAUUGCAAAGAUAACGGAUGGCUGCUGUGUUGCAAAGUUGGGAGAAACAUCUGUUAUGGCUACUGCUGUUUGUGACCCCAGAAAAUCUUCACCGUCUUCUUUUGUUCCGCUUACAGUAGAUUUUCGUCAAAAAGCGGCUGCAGCUGGUCGUAUACCGAUGACUCGGAAGCGAAGAGAAUUUGGUGAAACUGACAAAGAAAUACUAACUAGUAGAGUUAUUGACAGAUCUAUCCGGCCACUUUUCCCUAAAGGAUUUUCUCUUGAAACACAGAUAUCAUGUAAUCUAUUAGCAUUAGAUUGUAUCAAUGAUCCUGAUAUUUUGAGCAUUAAUGCAGCAUCUGCAGCAUUAAGUCUUUCUGAUAUUCCUUGGAAUGGUCCAGUUGGAGCUGUUCGUGUAGGACUCAUAAAUGAUAAAAUUAUAAUUAAUCCCACGAGGCAAGAUUUAGCUAAAAGCUCUCUAAAUCUUAUAAUUACUGCAACUCAAGAAAAUAAUGUUGUUAUGCUGGAAGGAUCGGCUAACCAUGUUUUAAUAAAACAGUUUAUGGAAGCCAUUAAAGCUGGAGUCAGUGAAGCUCAGUUAAUAAUAAAGGGUAUUCUUAACCUUCAACAACAAUUUGGUAAAUGUAAAAGGCCUGUUGGCAAGCCAUCACUGGCUUCAUCAGAUAUGAUAGAAUCUGCAACUUUACUCUGUGAAGCAAAAUUUUCAGACAUUUUUCGAGAUUUUACUUUAGACAAAAUGAGGAGAGGGAUGGCUGUUGAUGCUGUGAUACAAGAAACAUUAGAAAAAUUAAAAGAAAGCUAUACUGACUGUGAUUCAAGUAUCUUAUAUCAAGCCAUAAAUUCUGUUUAUAAAAAUACAUUUAGGAACCUUGUUUUAGAAACAGGCAUAAGGUGUGAUGGAAGAACGAUGACUGAUUUGCGACCCAUAUCGUGCGAAGUGGACACAUUUAAGCCCUUACAUGGAAGCGCUCUUUUUGAGAGAGGUCAAACUCAAGUACUUUGUUCGGUAACUCUCGAUUCAGAAGAAGCUGCACUGCGUAAUGAUCCAGUUUAUGAAAUUCCUGGUGAUGAAGACAAAAAUUUCUUUCUUCAUUAUGAGUUUCCACCUUAUGCUACAAAUGAAAUUGGACGUGUAGGCAAAUUUGGUAGAAGAGAAAUUGGUCAUGGUGCUUUAGCAGAAAAAAGUCUGAAACCUGUCAUUCCAGUAGGAUUUCCUUUUACCAUAAGGUUAACCUCUGAAGUCUUAGCAUCUAAUGGAUCGUCUUCGAUGGCAACUGUCUGUGGAGGAUCAUUAGCACUGAUGGACGCUGGAGUACCCAUAUCAGUUCCUGUUGCUGGUGUUGCUAUAGGCUUGAUAACUGCAUACAAUACUGAAGAUAACACAAGCAUAGAAAAAUAUGCUAUAUUGGCUGAUAUAUUGGGUUUGGAAGAUUAUCUUGGUGAUAUGGAUUUUAAAGUAUCUGGUUCAGAAGAAGGCAUUACUGCUGUUCAGUUAGAUGUUAAAAUACCUGGUCUUCCAUUAAAUAUUAUAGAUGAGUCACUCUCCCUAGCUGCAGAUAGCUGGAGUAAAAUUCUGAAUAUUAUGAAUCAAGCAAUAUCUAAACCUAGGGAAGAAAAGAAAAAAUCUUGGCCAGUUAUAGAAACUUUAGAAGUACCUCUCCACAAACUUGGCCAAUUCAUUGGAUCAGGAGGAAUGAAUUUAAAAAAGAUUCAUUCUCGAACAGGUGUACAACUAACACAUAAAGAGGAGGGUUUGUUUUCUGUUUUUGCUCCAAAUUCUCAAGCCAUGCAAGAGGCGAAAGAAAUUGUUGAUAAACUUCUACUCGACAAAAUGGUUCCUGAGUUUGAAUAUGGAGCUAUUUAUUCUGCAAAGAUUGUCGAAGUUAAAGAUUCUGGUGUCAUGGUAACUUUACAUCCUAACAUGAAGCCCACUUUCAUAAAAAAUUCCAUGUUGGACCACAAAAAAAUAAAACAUUCAAGUGCUUUGGGACUUGAAGUGGAUCAAGAAAUUUUAGUCAAGUACUUUGGACGAGAUCCCGUCGAUGGUAAAAUGAGAUUGUCUCGGAGUGCCCUCAAAACACCACUUGCUUUAAAAAUCUCUUAGUAAAAACUCUAUAUGUAUAUAUUAUGUUUUAAAUUUUUUUAUAAAUAAACAUUUUUCUGACAUGA
Molecule: messenger RNA, 2595 nt
Organism: Parasteatoda tepidariorum (common house spider)
Lineage: Eukaryota; Metazoa; Arthropoda; Arachnida; Araneae; Theridiidae
Gene: PNPase
Product: polyribonucleotide nucleotidyltransferase 1
Biological process (GO): mitochondrial RNA 3'-end processing; mitochondrial mRNA catabolic process
Cellular component (GO): cytosol; mitochondrion
Molecular function (GO): polyribonucleotide nucleotidyltransferase activity; 3'-5'-RNA exonuclease activity; RNA binding
Source: RefSeq, a predicted model, not a curated record